GAGGGUCUCCAAUGUGAUGGGUGUCAAAAGUGGAACCACAGAACCUGCAAUACUGGUUUGUAAUUGUUACCACCUGUUUAUCUAUGUGUAUGGACUAACUAAUUUGUUAAUACUUUACUUCAGUUCUUAGGCCAUCAUAGUUUGAUCAAAAAUAAGAGACAAACAUGUUGAACUUGCACAUAUUUCAUUGGUAAUUCAUUCCAUUAGCCAAUGGAUAUGUUACUCUUCAUACAUUUUCAAAAGUAAAGGUUGAAAUAUAAGAAAAGCUAUUUAAUAUAAUAGUAGUAAAGCAUCAGCAAAAUAUUAUUAUUACCAUUAACCAUUAAUAGGAAUAUCAAGACAAGCAUACCGUGCUGCUGUUCAGACCGGAACAGAAAUAGAGUGGCAUUGUGAUUCCUGUGCUGUAGAGUGGAGUAGCUUACUUGGAGAGCCUGCUGCUGCAAGCUCUAGAUUAGAAAACAUUGAUUUAUGGGAAUCGCAUCUUGAACAGGGUAGCACUGUUGGUAAGUAAAAUCUUAUUUCAAAUACAUGUAUUGCGGGCAAACCAAGACAAAAAAUUUUGAAAGGAAUAUAAAAUGGUAGAAAUAUUUGUUUUUGUUCUAAUUCAACUACUCAGCUACAGUUCAUACAUGUCAAUUCAAGUUUGUUCCAUUUGUGCAAUAUAACAGUUCAGAUUUUCUGGUUUAGAUGAGACCAAAUAGAAACAACCAAAAACAUGAUUCACAUCAUUAUUAUCUGAAACAAGUUGAAAGAACAGUUAUUGACCUCUGUGUGUUACUUUAAUUUUUUUUAAGACUUGAUCCACCCACCAACAAUUGAGAUAUCAUGGGGAUCCCAUCAAUCCGAGGGCAGCACUGUUGGUAGGUAAAAUUUUAUUUCAUAUUCAUGUCUUGCAGGUCAUGAUUCUCUCAUACCGACAGACUAAGCUCGGUUAAUAAGAUGUUUAUAUGGCAAGCAAGAGAAAUUUAAUCCAAAUACUAUUAGAAGAAAAUAUUAAUAGUCAAUGAUUUUACAUUUCAGUUUGCAACUUUUUCACUGCAAAACAUUACCGGUCUACAGGACUCAAAAUACUGUGCUCAACCUUACUUCUAGACGUUGCAACAUAGGCAUUUCAAUAUCGAUCUCAACCAAUCAAAUUCGUGAAUUAGGUAGUUCCCAGUUCUUGUGAGACACAGCCAAAAUUAUAACAUACUUCUUAUUUUGCCGUCACCACUCCGGUUCCUCCAGCUCCACUACCCACAGUGCUCAAGGAGGAUUCCAUGGAUGACCCCACUCCCAUGGACAUCGACCCGCAGCCAGCCCCAUCAGUGACCUAUGAGAUGGUGGGAGAGGGGUCCAAGAGAAGAUUCAAUAAGCUAAUUGAUAGUAUAGGUUACUCCUACACUUUCAAGGAAAAAACAAAAACGACCAACUACUGGCAGUGCUCCGUCAGACCUAAAGGAAAUCCGCGUAGAGCCACUGUGAAAGAGCAAGAUGGGUCAUUCAUCCCGGGACGCAACACCCACAGCCACCAGCCACAACCUGGAGCCCUACUUGCAGCAAAGAUUGUAACAUGUGUAAAGCAGAAAGCACUGGAUAAUGUUUUCAAACCAGCCACAGCUAUUGUUGAGGAAGUAAGUAUAUAAACCUUUAAGGGGGGGGGGGGAAGGAAGCAGGAAAAAAUGAUAAAAUUUAGAAUACACUCAAGAAAUUAAUGUUAUAGGAGAUUAAUUCAAUAUAUACUUCUCCAAGUUGUUUUCCCCAACUUCAAAUAUUUGUUGAAGUAGUUGAGCUUCUUCACAGGGAAGCUGGACUCGGUCUAAUCCAAACCCCUCUCGUCUCCCAAAAGAAACUCAAGCGUCAUCAGCGCAUGACAUAUCGGCGACUGCAAGGAAAGAUCAUCGGUGCGUGGGAAGAUUACUCGGAUUCCAAGAUAACUGCGAGACAGCUUCUUCAGACCUGCAGCUACAUUAAUGGACCGACUCGUAUGGAGUAG
Messenger RNA from Pocillopora meandrina, 1975 nucleotides. The record is from the annotation of a GenBank genome assembly. NCBI's taxonomy places the organism in Eukaryota, Metazoa, Cnidaria, Anthozoa, Scleractinia, Pocilloporidae.